AUGUUAAGAAGCAGAUUCAUAGCAAGCAGAGGCUUACAGGCCCUCAAGCAGACUCCCAUCCUCGGCACUCGAUCGAUUGCAUCGCUGCCGAACUUGACCAAAACAUCUCUGAAGUCAAAUCCACUAGCAACAGGCCAUAUAAACCACCCGACUUUCCCGGCAUUCGCAUGUAAUCCAUCCGCAUCAUUGAAUUAUGGUGUCUCUGGUUGUCAAUCUAGUCCCCUGUCAACACAAACUGCAACAUUGGCUACUUCAACGACUGAAUCUUCCACCGGUGCGUCAGGUGCUGAAUCCAGUGCGGAUUCCAUGUCGGAUGAAGCUAGUGAUGAUCGUAAUCAUCGGUCGCCUGAUGGGGAAAAGGGGGGUACUGCUGGUGCUCCAGCUGCAAGGAAAUUUUCAGACAUAACAGCAUUGACGCCAACAACUCUGGAAGCUCUGAAUCGCCACUUUAAAUAUAGUCAGAUGACGCUGGUACAGGAUCGUGUACUGUCCAUGAUACCGACUGAACAAGAUCUACUAGUCAGAGCAAAGACUGGAACUGGAAAGACAUUGGCCUUCCUCAUCGCUGCUUUGGAAUCACUGCAGCAGCAUCCAGAUCCGGAAUUUAGGAAGAAUUUACAGGCUGGUCGUGGUAUAUCGUGUAUAGUAUUAUCGCCUACGAGAGAACUGGCUCUACAGAUUGGUAGAGAGGCUGAAAAGUUGCUCAAGACGACUAGGUUUCGAGUUCAUACUAUGGUUGGAGGAAACAAAAAGUCGGAGCAGCUGCGAGAGUUUGAUAGAACUCGAGCAGACUUUGUAGUAGGUACUCCCGGUCGUUUAUUGGACUUGUUGACUUCUGAACGUUCAUUCAAGAAUGCUGCGCAGUAUAUGAAGAUUCUCAUUCUGGAUGAAGCAGACACGCUACUGGAAAUGGGUUUCGCAGAGGAAAUCAAAGACAUCUUACGAAACUUGCCUAAAGAACGACAAUCCCUCUUGUUCUCAGCCACACUGAGUCCAGCAAUCCGUGGAAUAGCUCGUGAAGUUUUGAAACCAGAUGGUAAAUUUGUAGAUACCGUAUCAGCCGACGACAUUGCCACACACCUAAAAAUCAAACAAUCAGCAUUGGUUGCUCCCUACUCGCUCCAUCUCACAACCCUAUAUCACACAAUCAUAAAACAGCAAGCAAUCAAUCCCAAUGCUAAAAUCAUGGUAUUCUGCUCAUCCACGAAAUUCACUGAAUACAUGACAUCUGUAUUCAGAGUCCUCCUCAAUCAUCAUACGGACGUCCUCGAACUACAUUCCAAACUAACCAUGAACGCACGUACCCGAAUCGCUGCUCGAUUCCGUAACUCGUCAGCUGCUUCCAUACUCUUCACAUCCGAUGUAUCUGCUCGUGGUGUUGACUAUCCUGGAGUAACACUGGUAGUGCAGAUGGGACAACCUAGUACUUUAGAUCAGUACAUUCAUCGUAUUGGACGUACUGCUCGAGCUGGAAAGGACGGUGAAGCUGUCAUGAUAUUGAGUCCUUACGAACGUGGAUUUAUCCGCGAUUUGCAUGAUUUGCCUGUUGAAGUUGUUGAUGUGAAGGCUGCAGACUUGGCUGAACAUGAUCAUAUUCAGGGUAAACUAGGAUUGUUCUUUGAACGAUUGUCGAGUGAUACUAUAGCUGAUUGUUACAGGUCUUACUUGUCAUACUAUCGACCAUUAUUCAAAAGUAUUGGUCUAGAAACACUAGUCAGAGCAUCUCAAGAGUUUGGACGAGGAGUAUUAGGAGCAAAGAGCGAUUCCGAUCUAGCUCUGGAUUCAAGCAUGGUGACCAAGCUAGGAUUGACUCGAGUUAGAGGCCUUGUCAUCCGUGAAACACCUAGAAGACGAAACGACUACGACUCUGAAUCACGAGGAUAUGGAGAUCGAGACUUUGGAUCAGACCGUAAUGAUAAUAGUCGUUUCGGCGGUAGCGGUAGCUCUAGAUCUGGAUUACUUGAACGUGGUAGGAAUAGUGGAUUUGAUAAUAGUGGUGGAUUUAAUAGGGGAGGACGGAUGCAAGAAUUGUUAAAGGAUACUGAACUCUCUUCCAGUGCAUCAAAUCCACGAGGUGCUGGUGCUCCACCUAGUAGUGUAGACAAGGAUGUUGCGUUUUUGGGUAACUUGGCUGAUGUAUUGGACGAAGAACGAAUACAACCACGUUACAACUCAGGUAAACCCAACAAGUAUGGUGGAGGUGAGGGCUUCAAUCGAUCCGGUUCUAGUCGUAGCAGUAGUGGUAGUCGAGGUAGUGGUGGUAGUAGGAGCUGGGAAUCUAGAGGCAGACGACCAAGUGAUUCUGGAUUGUCAUCGUGGAAUGGAGACUCGUCUCGCAAAAAGUACAAGAUGUAA
Molecule: messenger RNA, 2355 nt
Organism: Synchytrium microbalum
Lineage: Eukaryota; Fungi; Chytridiomycota; Chytridiomycetes; Synchytriales; Synchytriaceae
Exons: 3
Coding region: 1-2355 (784 amino acids)
Cellular component (GO): mitochondrion
Molecular function (GO): nucleic acid binding; ATP binding
Source: RefSeq, a predicted model, not a curated record